Molecule: messenger RNA, 3970 nt
Organism: Athene cunicularia (burrowing owl)
Lineage: Eukaryota; Metazoa; Chordata; Aves; Strigiformes; Strigidae
Gene: HTR4
Product: 5-hydroxytryptamine receptor 4
Exons: 6
Coding region: 47-1210 (387 amino acids)
Biological process (GO): regulation of appetite; adenylate cyclase-activating adrenergic receptor signaling pathway; chemical synaptic transmission
Cellular component (GO): plasma membrane
Molecular function (GO): G protein-coupled serotonin receptor activity
Source: RefSeq, a predicted model, not a curated record
CUUCUAUGGACAUUGAACUCCCAGCUACCUGUGCCUAUUGCCUGUGAUGGAAGAACUUGAUGUUAAUGUGAGUUCGAGUGAGGGCUUCGGCGUAGCGGAGAAGAUUGUGCUGCUCACCUUCAUCUCCGCCGUUAUACUGAUGGCCAUCCUGGGGAACCUGCUGGUGAUGGUGGCCGUGUGCCGGGACAGGCAGCUCAGGAAAAUCAAGACCAAUUAUUUCAUUGUUUCCCUUGCCUUUGCGGACCUGCUGGUGUCUGUGCUGGUGAUGCCAUUUGGGGCCAUUGAGUUAGUUCAGGACAACUGGAUUUAUGGAGAGAUGUUCUGCCUGGUCCGAACGUCCCUCGAUGUCCUGCUCACCACAGCGUCAAUCCUGCACCUGUGCUGUAUCUCUCUGGACAGGUACUAUGCUAUCUGCUGCCAGCCUCUGGUUUACAGAAACAAGAUGACUCCAUUGCGCAUCGCCGUAAUGCUUGGAGGGUGCUGGGUAAUCCCAACAUUUAUUUCUUUCCUCCCUAUCAUGCAAGGCUGGAAUAGCAUUGGCAUCAUUGAUCUGAUCCAGCAAAGGCAGUUCAACAAGGCUUCCAACUCCACUUACUGCAUAUUCAUGGUCAACAAGCCAUACGCCAUUACCUGCUCCGUGGUGGCCUUCUACAUUCCCUUCCUCUUGAUGGUGCUGGCCUACUACCGCAUCUACGUCACGGCCAGGGAGCACGCCCGACAGAUCCGGGUGCUGCAGCGUGCGGGGGCCCCCACCGACGGCCGGCAGCACCACCCGGACCAGCACAGCACGCACCGCAUGAAGACUGAGACCAAAGCUGCCAAGACCCUGUGCAUCAUCAUGGGAUGCUUCUGCUUGUGCUGGGCCCCCUUCUUUAUCACAAACAUAGUGGACCCUUUCAUAAACUACACGGUGCCAGGAAAGCUGUGGACAGCUUUCCUGUGGCUGGGCUACAUCAAUUCAGGGUUGAACCCUUUCCUCUACGCCUUCCUGAACAAGUCUUUCAGACGUGCCUUCCUCAUCAUCCUGUGCUGUGGUGAUGAGCGAUACCGAAGGCCUUCCAUCUUGGGGCAGACGGUCCCCUGUUCCACCACCACAAUAAAUGGGUCAACUCAUGUACUAAGGUACGCUGUUUUACGUAAUGGGCAUCAUCAGGAACAUGAGAAGCUUCCCAUCCACAAUGACCCUGAAUCCCAAGAGUCCUGUUUCUAGUCACAGCCCUAGAAGAGGAAUGGCUCAGCUGAAGGAAGAGAUUCUUUUUAGGAUACCCAAAGGAUUCAUGGACAGCAGGACUUUAUGAAGACUCAUUCAUCUGCAUUGUCAUGGUGCCUCCUGCACUGACUUCAUAUGAAUGUCCAGCUGCAUGAUGGGGGCACAGGAAGGUACAUGAGCCAAACAGCUCUGGAGACUUUCCUGUAUCUGCAAGGACAGCAGGAUUAUACGACUGUCAGAGCCUUACUCCACGAGUGAGCUGAUUUCUGUCAACGUAAGGAAACAACACAGAUACAAACCACCAGUGCAAGGACUUCUGUUAUUCCUUUCCAGCUGCCAUCUGUGUACAAGCCACCUCUGUGUCCUGUGAUAUCAUGAUCUUAAAGAUUACAAGUUCUGGCUAGAGCCCUUACAUGAUGUGAGACUAAAUGCCUGCUUGAUCUGCACCAGAUCCUGCCUGCCGGUGACCAGCUGCUGUCAGGAAAGAAACAGCACUACUUUUUAUUUAGCAAAAUAAGAGGAAACGUUUGCCAUUUGAUUAUAGUUACUGUUGAAAGGUCAGCAUGAGCUGCUGAUUCACCCUACCCUUCAGAGCUUUCUUUGUAAAUGCUUUUCUUGUGGUUCCUGGGCAAGUUCAUUGAUAGAAGACUCAUAGGGUGUACAUAGUGCCUGACAAGCUGGAGUGGGACCUACAGAGACUUUUCACCACUAACAGAAGGUCCUGCAAGUGGUGCUUCAAUCCAGCUCAAUUUCUAAAAAACAGUGGCCAACCUCUGCCAUUUGAAGGCCAACGAAUGGGAUGUGGCCCUCAAACCCCAGGCAAACUGCCAGUGCUGUCCUCAUCUGAGCAAACUUUGGGCAUUCUUACCAAGAAGAAAUGUUGGCCAAGAGAGACUCAGUCUGUAAUAGAUCACUAAGUGCCAUCUUGAAAAAUAUACCAUCCAAAAAAACUUUUCUAGCUACAUUGGAAAGGCAGACUUCUACUUACAUUUUCCAUCUUUAUUUUUCUAUUUGUUUCUGUUCUCUUCCAGUUGAGGCAAGAAGUUUCAAGACUUUCAAAUAUCACCAUAUGCACAUCUGCAAAAAUCUCAGUACUUAGCUGCUUCCUGCAUGUAGAUGUUGCUAUGUUCCUUGUGAGCUGCUUCCAUCUUUGCAUGGAAAGGGUAGACAAGGCUGUAGACUUCAUAACUUUGUGAAAAUGCAGUAAGAAAUAUGCAGGAUCAAGACUACAAGCCUCUACCCUUUUUAGAUAAAGAUCUAACCCAGAGAUGCCACCCUGAGCCUAGAAAAUAAAAUUGUACUUUGUUAUAUUGUGUAAUCAUGUACAGAUAUUUUUAAUGUAAAAAGAAAAGGUGACAUUAUUUAUUAUUUUUUAUCAGGAAUGUGUUUUUUUUCAUGAAAAGCUUCUAGACCCAGGAGCUUAACAUUAUAUGUAUUAUUAUUUAGUAAUAUUUGUUGCUAUGUGACAGGUAUUUACUGUAAACAAACAAACAAAUCUUGCUUUGAACAAACCAAAAUGUUGCUUAGUAGGAAAAAAAAUUAUGCAUGAUAAGAGCCACUGGCUUCCUUGCCAUGGUGUCUGACUUCUUUAAAUACUUCUUCCACAUAAAACUAAACUGAUAAAGCUUCACACCUUUUUCCUAUAGGAUUCAAAGUUUACUGGGCAGAAACAGACCUAAUUAGAAGAAACCAGACACUUACCAAUUCAGAAAAUUGCUAGCAGUUAGAGAAAAACUAUUGGUGUUUGUGGUGAUAGGUGCAGAUGGGAAGAACAUGAGCUAUUUGAAAAGAGAGGGUGAGAUAGUUUGAGCCAAUUCCUGAUUCAUCAUUAGGAAGAGUUUGGCAAUGACUUGUUUUUACAAGGUUGUGUUUCCAAAAGAACUCGUUAUCACUUCAACUCUAUUGUUAACACCAAAACAGAACAGUGGGUGAAAAAACCAGGCCAUUAUUGGAAGUUUGAAAAAAAAAAAAAAAAAUCUAUCCCAGCUGCUUCAGUCCUGUGAUCUACACCUCUGUGGAACUGCUCUCAUGGGUUUUUGUCUGGAUUUGAGUAUGCAAGACUGCAGAAUAGGUGGUCUUGGUUUCACUUCAAGUAUCAAAUUUCUUAAAGAAAUCCUAUAAAACCUCUUCUCUGUCCCCAUCAAAAGGCAUCAAAAUAUUAGUGUGAAAUUCCUUGGAGUGAUACGGAACCAGCAGCAUGGGGAUGCUAUAGUGAUGGUGUUCUUUGUUUCUACUGUUGUCGUUGAAGUGUUGUUUUCUCCUAUAUUUUUAUGUGCUAUAGUAAUAUAUCUCUUAAUUUAAAAUGAACUUCUCAACACUGAAUUUUACUCAUGGGCAAUGUUCAGAAGGCUCUAUAAAUAGGAUCAGUAGCUCACUAGCCAAAGUGGUCAACAGUUCUGAUUGGAAAAAGGCUUCAAUUCCAAACACUCUAUUUGAAUGAAAUACCAAACAUGCAAUUUCCAUGUUCUGUGUCAUCCCUGGCUAAUUGCUCAUUGGACUCAGUAAACCUGUCACGAACCACCUGGCAGCUCCCGCUUAAUAAAUCAAUCUCAGCCAUGCUUCUUUGAACCCAUUAAAUUACAUUGUCCAUCAUCAGUAAUGUUAGAUUUUCUAUGGAAAAGAAGCUGUCUCAUGGAAAGAACCCAUACUCGAUCUCCUUUGCGAAAGGUAGCUGCUCCUGUAGCCUCUGAGUUCAUCUUCCCAUUGAUCAUUUUGGCUAGCGGUGUCAAGAGUCUUUGCCUGUGCUGAGUAACGUGUAAC